AUGCCCGGUGUCAUUAUGGACAAUGUCAACGUCGAGGAAUCUAUCCGGCGACCAGGCCAUGGUGAUACCAGAAACGGCGCAUCCAAUACUUUUGAAAAUGCCGACAAAUCUGGUCAUAAUCCUGGCAUGAACGGAUCGACACACGUGAACGGCACAUUGCAACAUACACAGACACUUUCAGAUAAGGCAGGGGACAUCAUGCCAGCGGCACCAUUCGAACUACCACAUAUCACCCAAGGGUUCUUUCCGUUCGGUACACUGGUCAAUCGCUCGGUGCAGCAAUGCUGGAUUGAACUUUCGGAAGUCAUCACAGAACUGGCUGCUAUAGAAGUGCCAACAGCCAAUGGAAAACCGGGCGGCAACCAGUCAGCGGAGAAUUUACACAAGAAAUCACGACUUUUGGAAUUUGCCCAUGACAAGAGAGCUGAAUUCAUCAAACUCCUUGUUCUCUCACAAUGGAGCAGACAGGCUGCAGAUGUGAGCAGACUCAUUGAUAUCCAGGGGUUCAUUCGCACCCGGCAUCAGUCAUACGAUUCUGCUCUCCAGUACGUUGGCGAGGUGAAAAGAGACCUUGUUCGAGCACAGGUCGCCAACCCGGACUUGAAAACGGCCCUGGAGGUUCUUUCAAAAGGACGGGUAGCCUCAUUGCCGGAUCUUGGCUACAAACCCCCUACUCCACUGACAGCACGGGCGACUCUCAAGAAGUUGCUAAAACUCAACCGAAUCAUCAGCGUGCGACUGGUAUUGCAUGAUUCAGUACCAUCUCCACUGCGCAAUUAUCGCGUCCAUGAUGGCCGGGUCACAUUCACAAUUCCUGGCGAAUUUGAACUUGACCUUUCUGUCGCAGAGGAGUCAAGCGCAUCCCAGUUCUUCUUUGUGGAUAUUCGCUUUCUUUUUACUCCAUCAUCGCCUAUUCCAAAAGGUCGAAUCUUCAAUGAACUUGACGGCAAAAUCAACGAGGUACUCCGGGCCGAUGGUUUGAUGGGCUGUUUCCAUUUCCUGCAUGGACUUGUUCUUACAAACAAAAUCAACAUCUUGUUCAAGCAAGCUACAGAGCUUGCACGGGGUCUCUGGGCGAACGCGUUGCAUAUCGAACUACUACAUCGAACACUCGUCGUCCAGUAUUGGCCUCAAAGAUCGGGACCCAAGAGCUGGCUUGAGAUUGGAAUAAAGAGUGGCCAUCGCACUAGCGGUUCUAAUGAUUCAAAGUCCGGAAUCUCUCAUCUCGGCUUCCGAUGGGUCCGCGACGGCCAGCAAGUCAGCAGCGAUUCCAUUAAGUUCAACUCAAAUGACCUCUCCAUGGAGCGUAUCCUCAGAAGCGCCAUUGCAUUACACACAUCCCAUCUUAUCUCUACCGCAUUCGCCACCCUCAAAAAGCACCUUCUUUUCUCCACCCACACACUAUCGCUACAAGCUCAAUUAUCAUCCACUGAGCCUGGAGAUUGUCGCCUUGACGUUCAACUCACAGCCUCGCGUUCUCUUAGAGUUUCCAUAGAACCUAUGUCUGGCUCCAUUACCCUAUGUGGGGUGCCAAACAUGUUGGAGCGUCUUGACGGCGAUCGAACUGUUUUCAAAUCGACGAUAGAAGAGAUUUUAUCUCGCGUCUCCCGAUUGCGUUGUCUUACCGCAGUGGAUGAGAUCGAAUCCGCUACAAGAGCUCUUGGCCUCGAGCCCGUGAGCCAGAGAGUACUCGGGACUGACCCUCGAAGGUUAUUCCCUCCUGGUGUAGUGCGGACCGCAUUGUUCACCCAUCGUCUUUGGAACAAACACUGGGUUGCUGCAGCGACAAGCAGUAUGGAUGGUGACCACUGGUGGCUUGUUCAACUUCGGCCACUUCAGUCGGCUAAGGAAGCGAAGGCGGCGCCAUUGCAUCACAUUGGCAAUGACAACCCGAAUCUUCCGCGAGCCCAUAUCGUUAGUGAAAGUCUGGUUCCCCCAAAGACACGACUCGACUUCACGACUUGCGCGACACUGGUUGAUGGGCUCACCGGAAUACUGGCAAUGCAUGCCAACGCACGCUAUCUGGCGGACCUAUCGAACAUUCAUUUCUGGCCAUCGUUGAAGGAAUUGCACUUGGAACCAAAUAUGACAGUCCCUGAACUCUUGUUCAACUACAAUUCGUCCAUAUUACCCUCUGCCUUUCGGGUGGCGCAACCCUCCGGGGUGAAUACAAAGCCACGGUUCAAAGAGAUGGUUCGACUUGUGUUCCAUGGAAUUGACCGCCAAAGCCACUCUGCUAUAAUAGUGGCACGUGGUACCUUCAAAGUUCGCAUGAAAUGUUUGGCCUCGCUUGUCUCAAAGACGGACCCUUCAUUGAUCAUUGAAGACAGCGGUACUGGUUUUGCACUUCGUUUGCUUGUUCCAGCUGGACAUUCCGUCAUUGUUUCCGUCUUUGAGCGCUUGCAACGACUCGAGUGUGUUCUUUCUAUCUUCGAACCUUUGAUAAGGAAGGGAAUGGAGGCUCGAUCUUUGUCUCUGUCUCAGGUUGCCUUUUUAUACGGGCCCGACAAACAAUACUCUGCUUCUUUCGAUAUUGGGGUCCGAGGCCCUUCCUUGUCUGAUUACGUUGACGUUACUGGUGCCGUCUCAAAAACUAAGCCCAUUUUCCAGCUGGACUUGGGCAUCAAGUUCGACAGCUCCAGUCCUCAUCGCCGGAUCCAAGAGGCCCUGAGCGUGAACUUGAACAAUCCAUCCUCUGGAACGGGCGUUGAUAAGACACUCGGACUCUUGAAUAUCACGCUUCCCUUGUUGCGUUCUUUGGAUCAAAUCACUGAUCCUUCGAGUUCCAUGCAUCGGUCCAUUGUGCACAUCACCGUGCGCAAACCGACUGAAUACCAGCUUCACUAUCCCCGACUGAAGUCUCGCUUCCAGUUGAACUUAACAUUGCAUCAAGAUAUGUGGAUCUGGGUAUUGAAGGAUUCCAACAGUAUGGACCAGCCAGGUCGUAACCAGGUCAUUACUGCAACAAGAGAGAAAAUAUACCAAUCCAGAGGUGAGGGUUGGCAAGGCCUUGCAGACGGCGCAAAAGCGAGUUCCACUAAGAUAGGAAACCUCAUCCUCGUGUUGCAUGAGUGCAUGAAUGCUCCCAAUCUUGAACUUGAGAAAGUCGAAGCGAAACCCGAACAAUUUUCAGAACAAACUCGCAUCAAAGGCGCGACAUCAGCCCCUUCACGGCAACCCAUUGGACUGGGAAAUACCGAUGUCAUCACGAUUGACUAA
Penicillium soppii is the source of this 3219-nucleotide messenger RNA. RefSeq names its product mediator of RNA polymerase II transcription subunit 14. Gene Ontology annotation, molecular function: transcription coregulator activity. Gene Ontology annotation, cellular component: mediator complex; core mediator complex. Gene Ontology annotation, biological process: regulation of transcription by RNA polymerase II. The record is from RefSeq and is a predicted model, not a curated record. The transcript is spliced from 2 exons. Bases 1 to 3219 code for a protein of 1072 amino acids. NCBI's taxonomy places the organism in Eukaryota, Fungi, Ascomycota, Eurotiomycetes, Eurotiales, Aspergillaceae.